CUGUGACACUAGGAAUCGUCUGCGGGUGCGCCGCCGCCGCUCUUCUCAUCUCCAUUGUUGUCAUACUGUGGUUCAGAUCUAGACGACGGCGACAGAAGCUACUGAAUGACUUGACCUGUGAGUUCGGUUCUGAUGAGUCCAAGAGCACCAAAUCGGCCCCAGCGUCCAGAAAUGCCUCCCCAAAGUUCAACAAACGUAUGUCCUGUCCUGACGCCCUAGCAGUCAGUAGAGGUGGCAGGAACAUUCUCGUGCGAUCUCUGGCCUCCCACCGUGUCCCAGACUUUACCCUCCCACCAGAGCGUGUGCAGCCUUGCUUCAAUGAGAAGAGGGGUCCCACAAACAUCAGCAUUCCGCAUUCUAGCAGCUUUGGUUCCCUAGCACCGGAUCUGUAUCACCACCAAAGCUACUCCGAAGAUGAUGAGACCGCACUGCCGGAAACGGCUCAUGGUCGCUUGUGGUUUUCUGUGGUGCACGAUCCUUCUAAGGACCAAUUGCACGUCACCUUGAUCAAGAUUAAAGACUUACCAGGUCGAGUGAACAACCGCUACCCCCGUGACCCAUUUGUGAAGAUCUUUCUUUUACCUGACGACCGAACCCACCGAGUGUCAAAGGUCAAAAAAAAAUCACUGAGUCCAGUUUUCAACGAAACACAUAGUUUUCAGGUUUCAGCUGAAGAUGUCAAGAAGCGAACCCUGAAAUUUUCUGUGUAUGAUGUCGAUAAACGACGAGUACGCCAUUGCUUGGGCCACGUGAAGGUCACCUUGAAGUCUUUGGAUCUCGCCAAAGGAGAGGUCAUGUGCAGCGAUCUAGAGCCCAUGGUCCAGCCUGUCGCGUCGCUGGGAGAGCUUCAGUUCAGCCUGGCCUUCAUCCCUUCCGCGGAGAAGAUCAAGGUGGGGAUCCACAGGGCGAAGAACCUCACAUUUAUGGAGGAUUACCCAGAUAUGGGAGUCUAUGUGCGCGUACAGCUACACUUUGGACACAGAUGCCAUCGCAUCAAACGCACGAUUGCUCGACAAGGAGAACCAGACAUGACUUUUAACGAGUCCGUGUCCUUCUCGGUGGCCAGCAAACAGAUGGACUCCUGCAGCCUGGUCAUCUCCCUCAUGCUGACCUCCUCACAUCUUUACUCCGCCGCUGAAGUGGAGCAUGGGAGAGUGGUUGUUGGAUCGUUCAUGUACUCGCGAGGAGAAGAACUGGUACAUUGGCAGGAAAUGAUGUCUCAGCCGAAGGUGGCAACCACCCGUUGGCACUGUCUGACAAACGUAUCAUCGUCGCCCUAA
Molecule: messenger RNA, 1280 nt
Organism: Candidula unifasciata
Lineage: Eukaryota; Metazoa; Mollusca; Gastropoda; Stylommatophora; Geomitridae
Source: the annotation of a GenBank genome assembly